AUGGGACGCAGCGGCCGUGGAUACGGUCGAGGAGGAGGCCGCUCUCAUGGUCAGUUUGAGGAUCGCCAUGGUGGCCACGGCGGUCACGGCGGUCAUGGUCACGGUCACGGACAUGGCCACGGUGGUCGAGGUGGGCACCAUCACGGACGUCACGGCCAUGGAGGUCCGCCCCACCGGGAAUCCGACCAUGGAUGGGAUAACUUUGAGAGGGGUCGUGGUGGACGACAGGGGCGAGGUGGCGGUGGAUUCCGUGGAGGAAGGGACCGCGAUGACUAUGACAACAAUGGGCCCGGCCCCCACCGCCGUAACUUUAGACUGCCGCCCCAGCAGAGAGAAGCGCCGUCUGAGCAGGUCCGUCUCGAACGCCUUGCACGAGAGCGUGUCUCCCGAACUCUGUUCAUUCGAAAUGUUGCAUACGAGACCAACUCUGACGACUUCCGGAAACAAUUCGAGCAGUACGGCGAGGUGAAGGAAUGGUUCGACGCUAUACCUCGUCGAGGCAUGGUGUUUGUUACCUUCUUUGAUGUUCGUGCCGCCGAGGCUGCGCGACAGGGUGUAAUGGGCACGAAGCUGUUCGGUCGCCCCAUUGACGUGCACUUCUCGCUGCCGAAAGACCAUGACCAAGACGGCCCCUGUGACGAGUCUAAGAACAACGGGUCCUUGCUAGUGACUUUGACCCCACCCCGUCCCAUCGAUGAGCGCGAGCUAGGCAUGGCCGCCGAGCGCUACGGGGCGAUUAAGGCCAUCAAGCCGCGGGGUUACCCAGAGCAGCGCGUCGUUGAGUACUACGACUCGCGCGCUGCGCGUGACUUCCAUGAUCAGAUGAGCGGGCAGCCGUUCCAGGGCGGCACGCUGCGUGCCGAGUACGUUUGGGAUGAGGGCGAGGUCGUGAACCCCGAUCCCGUUACUGCAGAUGUCGAGGCGCAGCGCUUCCGUGGCCGUGACGCCCGUCCGGCGCCCCACGAGCGUGGCCGGUACGCUCACGGCGCGAAGCCGUAUGAUCGUCCAGAGCGCAUGGGUGGUGGCAACCGUCUCGAGGAGGCGCGCAAGGUGCAGGACCUGCUGACGAGUCUCGGCGGAGCGCCCGGUAUCUCAAACGCUCCCGGUACUUCGAACACUCCUCCGUCAGCACCUCCCGGCCCGCCGCCGCCAUCGGAUUACUGGGGACGCAAGCCUGAGGGCGACUACGGUCCUCCGCCAGGCUACGGCGGCUACCCUCCUGGUCCGCCACCUCCCGGUCCCAUUCCUCCCCCUCCCCCUGCCCACGGUCCGCCACCUCCUCAUCAUGGUCCUCCUCCGCCGCCUCCGCCGCACGCGCGUCCCCCUGGCUACCACGGCUGGCCGCCCGGCCCUCCUGGGCAACGUCCGCCGAUGCCGGCCGGCUAUCCUCCGCCCAGUCAGUCAUACUCUUCCUCGAGCUACCCGCCCCCGAGUCCGGGCAAGCCCGCACUUCCAGCGCAAGUGCUUGAGAUGCUGCAAGGUGGCGCGCCCAGCUCGAGCUACACCCCGCCCAGCGGCUAUCCGUCAUAUGACCCGCCGCCGUCGUAUCAGCCGCCUGCUCCGCCUGCACCUGCGCCGCCACGUCCGCCGCAGCAGCACUAUGACCCCAAGACGGGCGACGUGGGCAGUUUGCUUGCGAUGCUGAAUCGGGGCUAG
This is a messenger RNA of Trichosporon asahii var. asahii CBS 2479, 1656 nucleotides long. RefSeq lists its product as uncharacterized. The record is from RefSeq and is a predicted model, not a curated record. The coding region runs from base 1 to 1656 and encodes 551 amino acids. NCBI's taxonomy places the organism in Eukaryota, Fungi, Basidiomycota, Tremellomycetes, Trichosporonales, Trichosporonaceae. The transcript is spliced from 4 exons. Gene Ontology annotation, molecular function: RNA binding.